This is a messenger RNA of Rubroshorea leprosula, 808 nucleotides long. The record is from the annotation of a GenBank genome assembly. Lineage: Eukaryota; Viridiplantae; Streptophyta; Magnoliopsida; Malvales; Dipterocarpaceae.
UUUUUUAAUUUGUAGAUCGGAAAAAAAAAAUGAAGUUCUUGGUUUACCCUGAUUUUAGCUUGGAGAAAAAAACAGAGAUUUCAUGGAUAAUUCUGAUUCUCAGAUUUCGGGUGAUUUAAGCUCCAUCCCUUCUGCCAAAAUUUGGAUGCUCCUUUAAAUAGUUUAAUCUGGGCUUCAAGAUCGAGCCUUUGAAUCCUAAUACAUGAAAUGUGGAAAAUUUUCUAUUAUAUAUGUUAUAUUGAGCACAAUCAUUCUUUUGGGUCUUUUCUAUUACUUAUCCACAAAUUAUUAGAAUUUAAAUUGGCAUUUGAAGCUUGAAAUGUCUUAGGUGAUAUAUCUGACAAGUGACAAGUUGUGAUUUGUGGUAGAUACCAAAUUCUUUAGAGUCAGCCUCACUAGUUUCUGAACCUCCUGAUAUUAGAAACUGGUUUGGAAGCUAUGUAUAUAAGUCUCCUGUGUUGGACACAAGUGAUGAUUUCAAGAGCUCAGCUAACCACAAAACAGCAUAUCUUGGACGCUCAUAAUUCAUCAUCUUACCUUCCUGAUGCUUUCUACAUCCUGUUCACUUGUAGCAAGAAGACAUUGGGAGAAUGCAAGGGCAGAACUGUGGCGUGAGGAGCUGAGCUGAUUGAGGAGAUUGAGCAAAAGGUAGAAGGGCUCCAAGAACUUGAGGAAGCCGGUCAAAAGUAGCAACUUAUUCAGUCAAAUGCAUAUAUAUGCACUUUACUCAAACAUCACUGUAUCUAGUUCUUCAACCUGGCUUCCAUAUGAUAGGGAAAAACGAAGCUAAGAAAAUAUUUUACAGCAA